GCUAACCGUUUUCAGUUUGACGCGCGGCGACAAGGCGCUGCCAAGUCUGACAACAAAAUAUACGCUACAUAUGCAGCUUAAUAUUAACCGCCAUGGUAUCUUAAACCGGGGGAGGAAUACACGGUUUCAUGCUCGGUAGGUGACCGGAGUCAGCUAACUUAUCACCGUCGAGUCGACACGCUGCUCCCGGGGAACACAGCCGCCCUAAGUGGACGCUGGAGAGGCUACAAUGAGCUCGGAGCACCAGAGCGACAGCGAGGACGCGGACGAGACGCGGCGGGACAGGCCCGACGGAGAGGAAGACCCUGACAUCGACGACUCGGGCGUUGGGGAUGAAACCCCUCAAGAAGGUUCCCCUUCCCGACCGGAGCGUAGCCCGGCGAGGUCUCCGGCGUCCCAGGACCGGGCGCCCACCAACUGCCGAUCGCCCGCCGCGGCGCCGCAGACGGGGACCGGCGACGGGGAGGACGGGGUCUCCAGCAGCGAGAGUCGGCGGGGAAACAGUCUGUUUUCAUGGCUUCAGACCAGGACGAUAAGACGAGGGGUGUUUGUGGACCCAGCUAGGGAUAACUUCAGGACAAUGACCAACUUGUACUGCUCCAUGAAUCCGGCUGUGGAGUCUGUGAACCUGAGCACUCAGACCCACGGAGCCGUGUUCAAUCUGGAGUACUCCCCGGACGGGUCUGUGCUGACUGUCGCCUGUGAGCAGACUGAAGUCCUGCUGUUUGAUCCCAUCUCGUCCAGACACAUCAAAACCCUGACGGAGGCCCACGAGGACUGUGUCAACAACAUCAGAUUUUUGGACAACCGCCUGUUUGCCACCUGUUCAGACGACACCACCAUUGCAUUGUGGGAUCUCCGUAAGCUGAACUCCAAGGUGUGCUCGCUGCACGGCCACGCCAGCUGGGUGAAGAACAUCGAGUACGACACGAACACGCGUCUCCUCGUCACGUCGGGCUUCGACGGGAACGUCAUCACGUGGGACACCAACAGGUUUACGGAGGACGGCUGCCCGCACAAAAAGUUCUUCCACACUCGUUACCUAAUGAGGAUGCGUCUGACUCCCGACUGCUCCAAGAUGCUCAUCUCCACCUCCUCCGGAUACCUGCUCAUCCUACACGACCUGGACCUCACCCAGUCCCUGGAGGUGGGCAGCUACCGCAUGCUGCGAGCGCGGCGGACUCCCCUCAGCUCAGAUGGAGGCACAUCGACGUCCAGAUCGGCCGGAACUCCUCGGCAGGGAAACGACUCCAGCAAGCUCCACCCUCACAGAGAAGGUAUUUCUCCGAGGAACAGCCUGGAGGUUUUGACUCCAGAGAUCCCCGGAGAGAGAGACAGAGGGAACUGCAUCACCUCCCUGCAGCUCCACCCGAAAGGCUGGGCCACGCUCAUCCGCUGCUCCAGCAACAUGGACGAUCAGGAGUGGACGUGUGUGUACGAGUUCCAGGAGGGAGCGCCCACCCGCCCGCUCGUCUCCCCCCGCUGCUCCCUACGCCUCACCCACUACAUCGAGGAGGCCAACGUGGGGCGGGGCUACAUCAAAGAGUUGUGCUUCAGCCCCGACGGACGACUCAUCUGCUCCCCGUACGGCUACGGCGUCCGCCUGCUGGCCUUCGACGAGAACUGCGGCGAGCUGGUGGACUGCAUGCCGGUGCAGACCAGCUGCCUCAGAGAGAUCCGCUCCAUCUACUCGCACAGCGACGUGGUGCUCACCACCAAGUUCUCCCCCACACACUGCCAGCUGGCCUCAGGCUGCCUCAGUGGACGAGUCGCCCUCUAUCAGCCCAAGUUUUAGAAAGCAGAAGGAUGCGGAGCUGAGUGAAGAAGUGCUGAUCAGGGUUCCUGCACAGAUUACAAAAAACACUCAAUACAACUACAUUUAAAAACUCCUUUCAUCUGAUAUAUGCAGAUUCACCGCUCUCUGACCUGUCAACACAAUAUAACCAGAGUUAGGGGGCGUUCCUUUGAAAAGAAACUCAUUACUCUACAAGAUUACUGCCAUUAAAGGCUUACUAUGCGACUCUCUGAGCAGAUUGUCUGAUCAAAACAACGCUCUCUACACACACGGGGCGGGGCUAACAUGGCGUCAUGGGCCGACAGUGAGAGAGGGAGGGGUUAAUGUAUGAAACAUGUUUGAGCCUCUUGAGUGAAACAUUAAAAACAACCCUCCUAUCAUCUUCCAGCAUUUGUUUUAAAGUGCUGACUUGUCUUCAGAUAUUUAGCGAUCAGUGUAAUUUUCUCUGAACGCGUUUCAAGACGACCUGUUCUGAAAACUCCUCCGAUCUGUGAUACAAAAGGGAUUCACCUGAGAAAUAUUUAAAAGCACUUCUUCGCCUGGGUCUGCAGCUGGGAAUCAGACUGAACCUCAGGAUGUCCUGGUGGGGAAUCAUGAGCUGACAUCCGCUGAGCUGAAGAGAAAAGAAAAGACGACUUCUGAGACCGCUGAAGCAGUGGAUGAAACGAAAGCCUCUUUGAACCUCAAACAUGAAUUAAAGAAACACUUUGAGGCAGCAAAACGGGGCAAACUAGACUCCUACCCAGACUGAGGAGAGGGUUCGACCCACGAUGCAACAUGGCAUCAGUGAAGAACAAACGCUCUUCUUUUUCAUACUAAAGAUCGUUUUUGUCUCCAUAGCAGUAGAAAUCUUUGACUUGUUUCGAGACGUUGCAGCUGCUGUCUCUGGACGAAAGAAAAACACUAAGGAUGCAACAAACAUGAAAGUCCAUGAAACAUAAAAACGUUUCUCUGACGUCUGCGCUGUCGUCGAUCGUUCGACACGGCGUCCUGCACUGCGGAUCGUAUCGCUCUGCUCAUGCCUUCUCCACAGGUGCUGCUUCAUUGCUCAUACAAUCUGAACGCCUAACGCCCUCAGAUCUCCCCCGGUCGCUCUCUUUCUACCCUAACCUUCUCCUUUUUCCAUGCACACACUUCUGUCUCUACUGGUUUAAGCUUUUGGUGGUUUUACUGGUGUAUUUAUGAUGGCACUCCUCCUUCAGUGUUUGAUUCAUUUGAGUGUUUGCAAUCAUUGAGGCAGCUUAAGGUCGAGGUGAAGUUCUCAUUUCUCUUCACUGUUUGUGUUUUUGUCAUGAACUUUAUGCCGUCUGGAAAAAAAAUAAAGUCCCAGCCUGUCAGUAUCCAGAUCCACUUCCUGUACGAAAUGCAAAGAAAGAACUCCCGAAGAGAUAAGACUGGCAUUACUUUUUAUAAAUAAAUGAAUAGAGCUCCAUCUUCAAAUAACUUCCCCACACAUUGCAUCCUGUUAAAUCAAUAAAAAUGAUUAUAAAAGAUGCAAUGAGUAAAUUUAAAAGCUGACUACUGUAGGUUGUAGCAAAACAGUGAAGUGGUGGAGGACUACUUUCUGCUGCGGAGUAAUACACAACAACAACUUAGCCUUAAACGCAUUCUCUUUGGCUCCACGCUGUAGUUUCCAGCAGAGUCAUUCUCUAUUUUUUGUCUUUUCCAAGUAAAUAUUAACCCUUAAGAAGUAUUAACAAUCCUGCCAGAUUCAUCUUUUAAAUAAGUGUCUCGUCGACUCUCGGGAUGGUUACUUUUCUGUUAGCAGACGCUACCUACGCAUCUCCUGUUUUUGUUUAAAAGAGAGAAAAUUGUUGCCAUGACUUGACGUGUUUUUAUGACUUUGUUCUGUUAAAGUAUGAAUAGAGAGUUCGUUGCCCUUCACAAACAUAUCACAAAUCCUUUUCAUAUCAUUAUAAUACAGUUAACCAAUCAGGUUUUGACUCUGUGAGGAGCGAACAGGUUGCUUUUUCUGUUGAAGGACGGGCGAUGCUUUAGUGUUUGAACAAGUGUAGUAAAGCUGAUUUAAGGUCCAAGCACAUCUUUAAUGUAAACAGAUGACUGAAUACAGAAUAGGUUUUAGAUAGACAUAGCAUAUUCUACUAUGCAUAACAGCCUUUAUGGAGAUUCUCCUCUUCUUGCUUAUUUUAUGUGAGGGCGAUGUCAGAUGCCAAAAUAUGGUUUUCUUUAAAGUGAACUGUGAGCUGAGAGCUUGAGGUUAACAUGCCGUAAAACUUCAAUUAAUAGCCGGGCAAUCAAAUGACCCCGCCUUUAUUUGGGACAGGUGUCAAUACGAGGCGGGCCUUUAAUUAUUUUCAAACAAAAUUUGUGCACAGCAAAGAUGGGAAAGACUAUCAGAUUGUAAACUUAGGCCUACGCAAGAAAGAAUAUUUAAUACUUAAACGUGUAGAAGAAAAGAAAAGAGGAUAUCUAAAAACAUUGAUUUGAUCUUACUUGGUAAGACAUCCAUACCAACCUGUUUCACUUUGGGGCCGAGGGGGAGACAUCCUCCUCAUUAAUAUAUUUUUGAUCUGCAAACUAAUCAACUCUAAAUUCACAGACUCCUCUUAUUGAAUGUAUUUGUCUAAACUUACAGCAACACCAGGCUGAUAAUUUAGCGACUAGGCCUCAAAUUGGCAUGGGCGGUUCUAGGCAGGGGCCAACAGGGGCUGGUCCCCCCUGUGGCCACCCCUCCAAAAGGAAGCACCCCCCUAAUAACACAGUAUUUGACUCAUAAUCUAGUAUUAAAUUCUGUUACUGAAACAAAUAUAAAUCAUGGUAUUUAAUGAUGUGCGCUAUUGUUUGGCAUAAAUAUAUAGAUAUUUUUUAAAGCGAUCAUCUUUGUCUAUUUUUCACCUGGGUUUAAUGUUCCCCUCUGAUAAAACAACUGGCCCCAGUUUGGCCCCCUCAGUAAAAGUGGUCUAGAACCUCCACUGCAAAUUGGGAUGGGCUUUUAUUUGAAUUUUGAAGGUAUGCUAUGAUGGAUGUUAAAUUUCUUUUUUUAAAAGAACUUCAUGAGAUAAACAACUUUUUUUGCUUCCUUAAAAAAUGUUAGAUGUGUAAAUAAAUACAUAUUGGUCCAUUGAAUACAUUGUGAAGCUAAUGAUAGCAGCUUAGCCUGGCUUUUCCCACAAAGAAAGUAGCGAUCCGUGUUAACUUUCACCAAGUCUGCCUAUCACAGCUGAAUAAAGUAUUUGAUUAAUAUUACACCUCGGGUUUUUAAUGUGUACAAACCGAAGUUUUAAACCGAAAAUCGGCCGUGUUUGUGUUGGUUCUGGAUCGGACUAUUUCUUGGCCGGGACCGGUUACUUCCUGGAAUCUCGGCGGGUUGCCUAGCAACCGAACCGCACAGAUCUGGGCCUAAUCACAAAAACGGCAAACUUGUUUUGUACCAAGGUGUUUUUGGUUUUUACAGAUUAAACACACCAGAUACAAAGUGUUGAUUCAUUGUAUGUAUUUAUUACAGUUUUUUAUGUGCAGGUUCAUAUCACAAAAUGUUUAAAUUAAUCUUCAUAACAAACCCCUGCAAAUAUUUAAAAAAUAUAUAUAUAUUUACAAUUCAUUGAAAUAUAGCAUGAUUAAUUGAUUUUCUCAGCUCACACAACAUGAAGGACUCUUAAAACACUCUGUAACGCAAUAUUUCUCCACAUUUAAGUCAGCUUUAAGAGGUUUUUCAGAUUUUUUAUAAUCACAUUUUAACCAUAUUUGUGAACUGUCAUAUUUAUUUUUUGCGUGAAAUUAAGUUAAAGAUAGUUUCCUUAUUAAAUAUAGAUGUUGAAUUAUAUAUAAAUGCUAGAUAUUAUAGCCUAAAUGUUUAAUCUAAAUUUCAAGAUUCUAAAUAUUUAGAAAUCAUAGCAAAUGUUUUGAAUAUUAAAUAUUUAGAAUCGCAAAAUGUAUCUUUAACAUUUAGAUAUAAUAUUUAACUUUCAGAUAUAAUAUCCAACAUUUAGACAGCGUAUAGCCUUUAACAUUCAACAUUUCGAUGUAACAUUUAUAUUUGCAAGUGAAAUUAUCUUUAAUUUAGUUUCAAAAUAAUUUAUGAAUAAAUAUGACUUUAAAUGUGAUUUUAAAAAAGUGACAUUUUAGAGCUAAAUGUGGAGAAAUGUUGUUGUUGUGUUAACUUUACAAUGGGCGCCCCAACUGACUGCUUCAAAUGUGGAUAUUUUUAAAGGUGCACUAUGUAGAUCUGGUAGUGAAAUUUGAAAGUUGGAGAAGUGAAACUAUUCUGUUAUAUUUUCUGAACUAAAUACACAAACUUUAUUCAAAGGAAGAAAUGGAUCCCUGGAACACGUUUUGGAGCUAAAAAGCCCCGCCAUAACUUCCUGCGUAGCAUUUUUUCUUCAAACGAUGUUCCAGGGACCAAAUUUUCCUCUGAUGAUAGUUUGUGUAUAGAUGUAUGAACACAGAAUCUGGUGCACCUUUAACUCAUGGAGUCUAUUUCACGUUCAGCUCAACCAAUUUGGGGAUGUUCCCUCAUCAGGAUUAACUAAUCCCCUCCUUACAUGCGCUUAUCAAUUGUAUAAUUAACCCUUUAAACUGCAAAAUGUGUGGUUGAUCUUUCUUGUAAUUGGAUGAGCCGAAGGUUAAAGUGCCAGAAAGGUGUGUACUCUGCUUUAUUUAAUUCCCUUUCAGAAGCUUCAAGAAAAGUGUCUUAUCUGCCAUUUUCAUUUCAGGUACUUUACACUAUAUGAAUUUUAUUUUUCAGUCACUCCUGUUCCGGGUUUUAACAUUAAUUCUGCUGUGGAUUAUGUUCUCGGUAUUUCUGGUGUUAACCUGUGCACACCUGACCUGAUCCCAGCUGGAGGAGGAGGGUGGACGAACAUGUUGAAUUGCUUACUUGCUUUUGUUUCUUUAAUGGCUAUACACAGCGAGUAAUCCCAACAAAUGAUGCUAAAAUGGUACUCAUUAUCGCUGAAAUAAAAAGAUUAGCUUCUUUUUC
This is a messenger RNA of Labrus mixtus (cuckoo wrasse), 6734 nucleotides long. RefSeq names its product WD repeat domain 32 (gene wdr32). Gene Ontology annotation, cellular component: Cul4-RING E3 ubiquitin ligase complex. The coding region runs from base 230 to 1795 and encodes 521 amino acids. Gene Ontology annotation, molecular function: protein binding. Lineage: Eukaryota; Metazoa; Chordata; Actinopteri; Labriformes; Labridae. The transcript has 7 exons. The record is from RefSeq and is a predicted model, not a curated record.